AUGUCAAGUGUCUGGCUGCUCUCUCCCGCAUCUGCACAUUUUUCGAGUCUCAAAAGAAAUUCCACUUUUUCUUUUGACUUUCUCUUAGCCAAGGAGGGAUACGUGGCAGCAGGGCGGUGCAGCAUCCAGCUCUUCCUCUACUCGCCCGAUCUUCGCACCGCACCAACACACCUGCAGCGGGCACAGGCGGCGUGUGAAAGUGACCGAGUCCUGGUGGAGUUGCAUAAGAGCAGAUCAGCUUCCUGCACCUGCCAGCCGUGCAGAUCUACGCCAUGCAGAUCUACGCCAUGCAGAUCUACGCCAUGCAGAUCUGCCAGCGUGGCAGCCUCGCUGGGGGAGAAGCAGCAGCAGCGCGUGCUGUUGGAGGGGCUCGUGGAUCGGAUGAAGUACAUGCUGCCUCCAGCUGACAUGGAUGAGGUGAUUGAAGCAGCACUGAUGGUCUACACCCAUACGGCCGUCAAGCUGUCAAAUCCCUCCCUGGCCUUCACUGUGCGGCAAGACAUGUGCCUCUUUUGGUUUGCGAAGGUUCUCUUCAACGUGGUGGGUAGCAGGUUGCGCCUGGCCGUUCAGACCAUCACGCGGCACUUCCAGCCUCAAGAGUCGCAUCAACGAUGUGAUUUCAUCAUGCAUGAGGCUCAGAACGCACUUAAGGUUCGGGAGCACUGCCGGGAAUGGUUGGCUGGUCUGGCCAUUGUGAUUGACAAUGUGGAGAGACACACAGCCCCACUUGCUCCCUCACACUCACGCAUGGCCUCUCUUGGGCGCGGGUCACAGCAACCAUAUGCCCUGCGUUAG
Molecule: messenger RNA, 795 nt
Organism: Closterium sp. Yama58-4
Lineage: Eukaryota; Viridiplantae; Streptophyta; Zygnematophyceae; Desmidiales; Closteriaceae
Source: the annotation of a GenBank genome assembly